Messenger RNA from Hibiscus syriacus, 1760 nucleotides. RefSeq names its product serine carboxypeptidase-like. The record is from RefSeq and is a predicted model, not a curated record. Gene Ontology annotation, biological process: proteolysis. The transcript has 9 exons. The coding region runs from base 61 to 1584 and encodes 507 amino acids. Gene Ontology annotation, cellular component: vacuole. NCBI's taxonomy places the organism in Eukaryota, Viridiplantae, Streptophyta, Magnoliopsida, Malvales, Malvaceae. Gene Ontology annotation, molecular function: serine-type carboxypeptidase activity.
CUCCAUUUCUUCUUUAGAUUAUAAGUACUCGUUUCUCUCACUUGAAAAAAGCUGAAAAAAAUGACGAAACCCAAAUCUUUAUGCCUCUUACCCUUUUCCCUUGCCUUUCUUAUUUCCUCUUGCGCCGCCAUUUUCCCCAUCGUAGACGACUUACGUGUUGCCGGAUCGAGCUUUCCGUCGCUGCAAGCAAAGAAGUUGAUAAGGGAAUUGAAUUUAUUUCCUAAAGAGGAAGUCAACGUGGUCGAUGAAGGCCUUGUUUCAUUACCGGAGGGUUCGAAGCUGGUGGAGAAGCGUUUCAAGUUCCCAGAUGUCGAAGCGCUUGGUGGGGUUUCUGUUGAGGAUUUGGGUCAUCAUGCUGGGUAUUACAAGCUUCGUAAUUCUCAUGAUGCCAGAAUGUUCUACUUCUUCUUUGAAUCACGCAAUAGCAAAAAGGACCCUGUUGUAAUCUGGCUGAGUGGAGGACCAGGUUGCAGUAGUGAGUUGGCUUUGUUCUAUGAAAACGGGCCUUUCACCGUUGCUGAUAACAUGUCUCUUGUCUGGAAUGAGUUUGGUUGGGACAAGGCAUCAAACCUUCUAUAUGCAGACCAACCUAUUGGUACUGGCUUUAGUUAUAGUACAGACAGAAGAGACAUUCGCCACAAUGAAGACGAAGUUAGCAAUGACCUUUAUGACUUCUUACAGGCAUUCUUUACAGAACACCCCGAGUUUGCAAAUAAUGACUUUUAUAUAACUGGAGAAUCAUAUGCUGGACACUACAUUCCAGCUUUUGCCGCACGAGUCCAUCGAGGAAAUAAAGCUGAAGAUGGAAUUCAUAUAAACCUAAAGGGCUUUGCUAUUGGAAAUGGCUUAACUGACCCUGCAGUCCAAUAUAAAGCUUACCCUGAUUUUGCUUUGGACAUGGGGUUAAUUAAGGAGACUGACUAUAAACUUAUCAACAAGCUGGUUCCAGUUUGUGAACUUGCAAUCAAGCUUUGUGGCACUGAUGGUACGCUCUCCUGCAUGGCUUCCUAUUUUGUAUGCAAUGCCAUAUUCAGCGGCAUCAUAGCACGUACUGGUGAUAUCAACUACUAUGAUAUUAGAAAGAAAUGCGAGGGGAGUCUUUGCUACGACUUCUCGAACAUGGAGACGUUUCUGAACAAGAAAUCGGUUAGGGAUGCUCUUGGUGUUGGGAAUAUAGACUUUGUGUCCUGCAGUCCUACCGUGUAUCAGGCCAUGCUAGUUGACUGGAUGCGAAAUCUUGAAGUCGGCAUUCCUGCUCUCCUUGAGGAUGGAAUCAAGCUUCUUGUCUAUGCUGGGGAAUAUGAUCUUAUCUGCAACUGGCUUGGCAAUUCAAGAUGGGUUCAUGCAAUGCAAUGGUCUGGCCAAAAAGAGUUUGUAGCAUCGCCAGAGGUUCCAUUUGUAGUUGAUGGCUCUGAAGCAGGAGUUUUGAAAACUCAUGGACCUCUCGCUUUCCUCAAGGUUCAUGAUGCGGGUCACAUGGUUCCUAUGGACCAGCCCAAGGCAGCCUUAGAGAUGCUGAAAAGAUGGACCAACGGCUCACUAGCUGAUUCUGGUGGUUCACAGAAAAUGUUUGCUGAAAUGUGAUUUUCUUCACUUUUCUGUGUCUGCACUGAAAUCCUAGUUGGCAGAAAAAAAAAGCCCAAAGAAGAAAGAGAUGCUUUGAAUGCCUGUAAACAUAUGCAUGUGGGCUAACAUAGAACUCUGGUUAUCUUGGUGCUUUGAAGUUUACCUUCACAAAUUAAUAAAGUGUUUUGAACUCC